GCGAACCGAAGAACCAUAGAUGCAUCACAGUUCUCCGCGUCGUGAUCCUCUGUCGUCCGAUCGGUUCCUCGGGAUCGAAAGUGGGGAUCCGCAGGAGAUUCCGUACACGGGUUUCAUCUGUGUCGCUCUUGGAAGACGAUUUCAGUUGGCCAAGAAUAUCGUUCGUUUUCGGACAUAACAUUACGAAUUUUUCUUUUCUUCUUCUUUUUUUUUUUCUUUUUCUCUUCUUGGCCAGAACCGUGAAAAACGCCACAGUAGGAUUCGAAUUUUCGACCUCCACUUUCGGUGGCUGGUUUCACUUAAUUGGUCCAGCGGUUGUCAUCGUUCGUUUUCGCUUCGAUAUAGAAAUCAAUUCUUUACUUGACGGUAAAGGUCGACAACGGAUCACGACAUUGCGUGGUAAAAUCGGAUCGGACGCCACGAUCAACUUCCACCGCGCGAUAUUGAAACAUGGAGAACACGUGACCGUGGCAAAAGUCAAGUAAAAGCCGAGCGAGCCGAACGAGGAGCGGCGAGGAGGGUGUCGAAGGAAGAAAAGCGAUGCCAAGGGCCGCGAGGACAGCGGACGUCGAUCGAAAACGUGCGUUCAGCGAUUGAGGUCAGAGCGAUCUCGAAGCUGCAAAGUGGCGUUGUUUGCUAGGUGUAUCAACGCGCCCGUCCACCAAUAUGAAAAAUAACACGAGCAACCAUGAGAAGAACGGGCCGGAGAGCCUGAAGCUGUUGAGAGUGCCGUCCACGCCGCCGACCACCCCAACGACGCCCACCACUCCGAGCUCCAGGGGCCUCGAGGACGUCUUCAAAGAUUUACCGAUCACCGACGAAACAUCCUGCGGCAUCUGGUGCAUACGGAGCCCGACGUUGCAAAGAUUCGCCAAUAAAAAGGCUUAUGUGUUCCUCUACGGUGUGCUUGGAUGUAUAUUUUCGGCGAGUUACGCGUAUUUCAACGGCACCAUUACGACUAUCGAGAAAAGGUUCAAGAUACCAUCGAAGACGACAGGUCUUAUCUCUGUAGGUAACGAUAUCUCGCAACUGUUUGUAUCGGUGGUCCUGUCUUAUUACGCAGGAAGGGGUCACAGGCCUCGAUGGAUCGCAUUCGGGAUUUAUACCGUGGUUCUCUUUUGCUGUUUAACGAUGUUGCCGCAUUUUUUGUACGGUCCCGGAGAAGACGCCCUUCUGCUCACAAAAGAAUAUGGGGCGAAACCACAAAUUGCAAAUUCGAGUCAGAUACCUGAUAAAUAUCGGAAGUUCUUAUGUUUCGGGAACGAGAGCCGAGAAAACGAAUGCGAGGACGCUGAUGGAAAUUUCGCGCCUCAGGUGUUGCUGUUUAUAGCACAAUUGGUAUCAGGAGUCGGUGGCUCGUUAUAUUAUACUUUAGGAGUAUCCUACAUGGACGACAACAUACAAAAAUCAAAGACACCAGCUUUGAUCAGUUUUUCAUACUUCUUAAGAAUGUUGGGACCGGCUAUUGGUUAUGGUCUGGCUUCGUUUUCCCUGAAAUUCUACAUCAGUCCUUCGUUGACGCCAACGAUUACGACGCAGGAUCCAAGGUGGCUAGGUGCCUGGUGGCUCGGUUGGAUCAUCCUGGCGUUCCUUCUUUUCAUCUUCGCAAGCAUCAUCGCGCUUUUCCCUAAAACGUUGCCCCGAGCCGCAGCCCGUAAGGCUCUAGCGCUGGAACGAAACAAAUCGGCAACCAGCAUAAAGGAGGAUGAAGAACCAGAGUUGCCCGCAUCCUUCUCAGACAUGAUGAGGACGUUUAAAAGGCUAUUGACAAACAUCACUUUAAUGUGCAAUAAUUUGGCAACCGUUUUCUAUUUCAUGGGAUACAUGCCGUACUGGAUCUUCAUGCCGAAGUACAUCGAAACCCAGUACAAACAGUCAGCCUCCGUUUCCUCCUUGAUUACCGGAACAGUCGGUUUGGUCUUCAGCGCCUUUGGAAUUCUUCUAUCAGGAUUAGUUAUCUCCAAGUAUAAACCGAAGGCUAGAUAUCUGGCCGCGUGGAACGUGAUGGUGGGAGCAAUAUCGAUCGUGGGGAUGAUUUCCUACGCGUUCCUCGGCUGUUCCGCUAACGAUAACCAAAUUACGGUUCAACCAGACGGCGCCCUGAAGACUCUGCUACCGUGUAAUGAACAAUGCCACUGCGAUUACGUUACUUAUAAUCCCGUCUGUUCGGAGCAUGGUCAGACGUUCAUUUCAGGAUGUCACGCCGGAUGUCGUAAUAUAAAGAUACAGACGAAUGGUAGUAAGACGUACACGGAGUGCAGUUGUAUUAAAUCAAAAUUCGCACGUUUGCCAUUUUUGUUCGCGAACAACAGUUCGAUACACACAACGGAAGAUCCGUUCGAGAGUCCAGAACCCAAUGGUUCAGUUCCUUUGGGUACCGCAGUACCGGGAGCAUGUCCCGUGGAUUGCAUGCACAAAUUUUACGUUUUUCUGGCUGUGGUUUGUCUGCUGAAAUUCAGUGGAGCCACUGGAAGAGCAUCAAACUUUUUAGUUUCCGUUAGAUGCGUUGAUGAGAAGGAUAAAACAGUGGCUAUGGGUUUCGGAUUAACUAUUAUGAGCUUAUUUGCAUUCAUACCAUCUCCUAUUUUGUUUGGAUUUAUUUUAGAUAAAACCUGUCUUGUUUGGGGGAAAACAUGUUCGGGUACAGGAAAUUGUUGGCUCUAUAACGGAGAAACAUUGAGAUAUCUACUAAACUUUACCGCAGCCACGUUCGUAACGAUCGGCACCUUAUUCGACGUGGGUGUUUGGUAUUUCGUGAAAGACGUGAAAAUCUUCGACGAGGAGAUUGAGCUGAAAGACAUAGCCGAAGAACCAGGGGAGACACUUUGAAAGUGAACAGCCAACGAUCGAAUUCAGAUCGCUUCAUUCCAAGGACAGGUGAAG
This is a messenger RNA of Frieseomelitta varia, 2883 nucleotides long. RefSeq names its product solute carrier organic anion transporter family member 74D (gene Oatp58Dc). Gene Ontology annotation, molecular function: protein binding. The record is from RefSeq and is a predicted model, not a curated record. NCBI's taxonomy places the organism in Eukaryota, Metazoa, Arthropoda, Insecta, Hymenoptera, Apidae. Gene Ontology annotation, cellular component: membrane. Gene Ontology annotation, biological process: sodium-independent organic anion transport; transmembrane transport. The transcript has 8 exons. Bases 667 to 2829 code for a protein of 720 amino acids.